Messenger RNA from Megalobrama amblycephala (Wuchang bream), 2235 nucleotides. RefSeq names its product kazrin-like. Gene Ontology annotation, molecular function: protein binding. Lineage: Eukaryota; Metazoa; Chordata; Actinopteri; Cypriniformes; Xenocyprididae. The transcript is spliced from 5 exons. The coding region runs from base 97 to 846 and encodes 249 amino acids. The record is from RefSeq and is a predicted model, not a curated record.
GGCCACACUUACUUAGAUUAGAGUACACACAGAUGUGUGAAUUGGCAUUGGUUUUGGGUUUCAUUUUUGUCACUCAGACUUUCCAAAGCGGCUGAUAUGGAUCAUCACUGGGUGUCUAAGACCUGGCUGGGUGACGUCGGGCUCCCGCAGUACUCACAGGUCUUCCACAACCAGUUAGUGGACGGCAGAGUACUGAACUCUAUCACACGAAGAGACCUGGAGACCAUCUUCAACAUCACCAACAAGUUUCAUGUUACCAGCAUCCUAUCAGCCAUUCAGCUUCUGCAAAUGCUCAGUUUCGACAAAGAGGCUAUACAGGCACGUCGCGCUCAGUGUGAGAAUCGAGAUCUCGAUCCGGUGGUCUGGACCAGCCACCGUGUCAUUAAAUGGAUCAGAGACAUUGAUCUUAAGGAGUAUGCUGACAGCCUUCAGAACAGCGGCAUCCAUGGAGCUGUGAUGGUUCUAGAUCCGACCUUCAGUGCGGACAGCAUGGCCAAGGCUCUAGACAUCCCCAACAAUAAACACAUGAUCCAUCGUCAUCUGUAUGAGGAAAUGAAAGUGCUUCUCAAUCCAGCAAGAACUAAUCAGGCUCAGGACUACAGGAAAGAGGGGACUCCUACACAUUCGCCUGCCUCAAACUGCCGCAAAACUGAGGAAGGAUUUUCCCCCAGGCAAAAAGUUGGCAAGAGUCCUUUGAGAUUCAACCCACUGGUCGCUGUUGGGAGGGACUUGACUUUUCAAGGCGGCUGUGGAUCACCACCCAGAGAAGAUCGCAUCAAGAUCCUGCAAAGGACCAAGGGCAGUCCCAUGCACGGUUACUCGAGCAUAGAGAUCACUAAUGUCUGAGGCCAACGCUCGAUGUUUACCUUGGAUGAACUAGGAAGAGUGAACCUCCCCUAUAACCUCUAAAUGGACCAAAUGAGCUCAAUUAUUUGUAAAAGAGAUUUGAAAAUUGACCAUUUGCACUUUAGAGAAUUUUGUAUUGGCACCGAAUCAGAACUAAGCACUUAAUUAAACAUUUUAUAAACACGCUGCAUUAAAAAAAAUUAAAUAUUUUGUUACUAACAUAAUACUUAGAUGAACUUGUCCUGAUUCCUGUAAAUUCCAGUCAGAACUGAAGGUAUGCAGCUGAAAUCAAUACCACAUGUUCAGAUGUCCAUUCCCUCCAUCAAGGUCAUCACAACACUGUGCUUGUUUAAAGUUAUGGAAAACGAAUGAGGAAUGAGGAAUAGUGCUGUGAAUACAUUGUGAAAAUGCUUUAAAUGCCUCAGCAAUGUCUUUUCUUUGUUUUAAAACAUCUGUUGACAUCUGCCAAGAUGUUUGUGUUUUCAAAGUCUCAUUUGCAUCCAAAAUCAAAAAGCAACAGCCACUUUAGUAGCAUUGUUGUGUGGGUAAUAGAUUAGAUUCAUAAAGAUCACUCCAGUUUAAUUGAAGUUUUCCCACAUAAUAAUAAUUAAAAAAAAAAAAAAUAACUUUAAGGGAAUGAAAGACAAAACACAUAUCCCUUAUUCCCUUGUGAUUUUCAACGUCUCUGUCUUACCAUGCAUGCAAAUCAGUUUGUUCAAUGGAAUAUAUAUAUAAAUGCAUUGUAUAGUGACUAUCAUGCACAAUAAGGAAAUGCAAGAGUGAUCUUAUUGGAAAGCCUUUAAUCAUCUCUUUAAGGAGUGAGAGAAUCAUUCUCUGUUAUGAGCAGGGCUCCCAGAUGAAUGUAUGGAAAUGUAAGAUGCAGUAUUCAAUCUACAAGCCAAUGCAGCACAUGCGCUGCACAUUCUACAGCUGUGUUUUCUUAAGUUUUCCACACAGAGCCACGGGGCACUGAGAGCAAAACUAGUUUUGCAACUCAGCAUGGAACAGCAUUGGGCUUUGAUACAAACAGCCUCUGUCAAGUGGGUCGACACAGGUUAGAUAACAUGAUUAAUGAGUGCGUUUCACAAAUUCAAACAAUUAUUAUUUUCAAAACAGUUAGAAAUGCCAAUUAUGAAUCAUAGAUUUCCUGCUUGGUUUGACUCAAAAUGUCUAUUGAUAGACACAGAAUACCAGCAGAUGCACAGCUCAAGAAUACAGCAGUUGCGGGUGCAUUUUUAAGGUGGGUUUUGCAAUCACAAAUCAUUUUGAUAUAACUGUACCUUGUGGCAUUAGUGAAAAUGUACUUUUGAGAAACAUUUGUUUAUAGAUAAAUACCAUGUGUCAUUGACACAAUAAUAUGUAUAGAAAAAUAAAAACUACAUGCAUAUA